GACCCGUACGAGAUCCUGGGCGUGAGCGACUCGGCGUCCUCGCGCCAGAUCAAGAAGGCCUUCCGGGCGCUGGGCAGGCAGCUGCACCCCGACAAGAACCUGCACAACCCGCGGGCUGCCGCGCAGUUCGCGCGCGUGACCAAGGCGUACGAGGCGCUCACGGACCCUCAGAGCAUGGAGAACUACCGCAAGUUCGGC
Molecule: messenger RNA, 198 nt
Organism: Phytophthora sojae
Lineage: Eukaryota; Oomycota; Peronosporomycetes; Peronosporales; Peronosporaceae
Exons: 1
Biological process (GO): protein import into peroxisome matrix
Cellular component (GO): cytosol
Source: RefSeq, a predicted model, not a curated record